Trichobilharzia szidati is the source of this 2585-nucleotide messenger RNA. NCBI's taxonomy places the organism in Eukaryota, Metazoa, Platyhelminthes, Trematoda, Strigeidida, Schistosomatidae. The record is from the annotation of a GenBank genome assembly.
AUGAACCGAAUGCCUUCGGCGAUCGGGGGUGGUGGGCCUCAGCCCCCACUCCAUAUGCAACCAGUCCACUCAGGUCCGGUGAUAUCUAGUUCCUUAAAUAUACCGAAUGCCCUUCCACCUGGAUUGUCUCACUCGGGUCACUCUAUGCCAAUGUCUGGCCCACAUGACCGUGAACCUCCUACUCCUGUCUCUGGCUCCGGUCAAAUCCCAGGUCACUACUUUUCUGCCCUUGGUAUGAAUCCCGGUUCCCCACAUCCCAUCCCAAACAUGAUUUCCCACGGCCAUCCCAGUCAAUUCCAUCACCAUCCACUAUUCUCGCUAAACCGGCUACCACAUCUCAUAGGUCAACCAGAAUUACGAAUAUUUGAAAUGAACAAGCGUUUACAACAACGGAGCGACGACUGUGAUAGCUUGUGGUGGGAGUCGUUUGCUACAGAUUUCUUCGAAGACGAUGCAACUCUUACCCUAGCUUUCCUCACAGAAGAAGGUCCAAAGAGCUAUACCAUCGGAAGAACACUCAUCCCUCGUUAUUUCCGCAGUAUCUUUGAAAGUGGAUGCGGUGAACUAUACUAUAACCUUAGACUGAACCAUGAAUAUUUUCACCAUCCAAUUUUAACACUGGAUUCAGAAUCUGCUACAAUGACUAUGACUAUGGUCAGAUCUAUUCCCGUUACAGUUGUUGUGGAAGGUCGAUUAACACUGGAUUUCGCCUUUGAUGACUUAAUGAGAAUUCGGUCUUGGAUUUUCCUCAUUCGAACGCAUCGUGAAAUGAUAAUGAGGUCUAUGCUGGGGAUUCAAGAUCCAGCCUUUUUAGAUCAGUUGUCUAAAAAUAUUACACGCUAUGGUAUGACAAAUGCUACCUUGAAUUUCUUCCGUUUAUGUGUCAUCUUGGAACCAAUGCAAGAAUUAAUGUCUCGUCAGAAAGCCUAUAGUCUUACUCCAAGAGAUUGUCUUAAGACCACUCUGUUUCAGAAAUGGCAACGAAUGAUGCCUCAAGAAGCUACACGGCAGCCUAGUAAAAGACGUAAGCGUAAAGGCAGUUCAGCCACUGCAGAUGGCUCAAAUAGUACGGGUCGAGCUUCAAAACGCAAACAAUCACCCAUUCCAUUACCGUCUCAUCAUAUCGCUCAGCCUGGGGAUGUUAUGAUCGUUGGUGAACCAACUCUAAUGGGUGGAGAUUUCGGUGAUGAAGAUGAACGCUUGAUAACUCGUUUAGAGAAUACCCAAUAUGAUGCUGUAGCAGCAGCGGCGGCCGCAGCUGCAGCCAAUUCCGGUGUUAUGGCUUCUUCCCAUAUGAUGAAUUCAGGUCCUUUCCCCGGAUCGAAUGAUUCACCUGCUGGUGCCGGUAUCAUGUCAUCACCCCUUGGUGGUGGCGGCGGCGGUGGCGGUGGAAUGAAUUCAGGAGGCGGUAAUUUGUCAUUAAAUAAUGCCAACCAGCAGCAGCAACAACAACAACAGCAGCAAAUGAAUUCUCUUCAAUUCCGUCCAGGCCCAAUGUCAUCGUCAGCUGGUGGUGGUGGUGGUGGCGGUGGCGGUAUUAAUAAUAAUUCCAAUCAAAAUAUGCCAUUGCAUGAAGGUGUUUUCCCCGGUAGUAAUAUGAAUAAUAAUAAUAAUAUUACAUCUAUGCAACAACAAAAUCAAACAUUAGUUUCUAUGCCUCCUAGUCAAUCGCUUUAUACAAGUUCAGCGCCGAACAGAAGUCUACAACACCAUCAUCCUCAUCCACAAAUGAUGGGACAACAAUUUAUGCCAGUAUUUACAAAAGGUCAAAUGUCUACGCCUAAUUUACCUAACAGAAAUGAGCACUAUAUGUCUUCAACAGCCAAUGCAGAUGUUAUCAUGCAUCAACCAACACGAUCAAGUAGUGCUUCAUCUAUAGUUGAUGGUACAAAUGGUCUAAGUGGAUUCCCGCACUGUGCCUCUCCUAAUCUACUUCCUUCAAGACCACCAGCUCGUUUCACUCCACCAUCUCUUCCAAAUGGUGUUGGUUCUACAGUUGUCUCAUCCUCAUCCUCCUCCUCCUCCUCACAACAACAACAACAACAACAAUCCAAUUUUAUGAUGCCAAAUGAAAUGAUGGGUGGUGGUGGUGGUAGUGGUAGUGGUAAUCCUUCUUCAAUGGGGCAUGUAUCUGUUCCUGGGACACCUUUAACUUCCCCGUUAACUUCAUCCUCUUUUACAAUGGAUAUGAUAGAUAAUCAAAAUGUCUUACAGCACUCUGCACCGUCUACUUUAAUGUCCACAACGAUUAAAUCGAAUAACUCCCCUAUGCUGUAUAAUUCAAUUGGGACAAGUUGUAGUGGGAAUCAGCUGACUCCGGAGCUUUGAAUUCAUAACAAUGUCUCUGGGAAAUUUGUUUCUAUACUCUUAUUAUCAUUAUUGUGGAUGUGUAUACAAUGGGAAGAUUACGAGUACUGCUACUACUACUACUACUACGACCAUUCACUGGACAGUGUUAUUGAUUUUCGACAACUAUGGACAAAAUUAUGCACAAAUAAAAUAAAACAAAACAGUGAGUAUAUAUUUAUAUAUACAUGUAGAGAAUGAGAGAGAGAAGAAGACGUCCUCUGAAAUCUCCACUUCCA